AUGGCUCAAGUCGCUAAAACAAUGCAUAAAGACUCCUGUAUGUGUUCAAAAUCUGAACUUGAUUUAUUUUAUGUUCCACCGACUCAAGUGAUAAUGGAAAAAGGAUUUUGGGAAGAUGUUGAUCCCAUUACAAGUAUAUAUUCUUCAGAUACGAUAGAAUUUUUAUGUGCUAUAAAUUCUGGAGUUUAUAGUAAUUUAGCAAGCAGUUUCCUAUACGUUAAAGCAAAGAUCACUACCGCGGCUGGAAGAAAUGUGGGUGCAGACAUUCAAGUUGGCCCUUCAAACCUUUGGAUGCAUGCAUUAUUCUCACAAGUGGAAGUAUUUCUGAACAACAAACUGGUUACCCCAUCAAGCACAGCCUACCAUUACCGAGCGUAUAUUGAAACGAUCCUGAACUUUAGUAAAGACGCCAAAGAUUCACAUUUGACCUCAGCACUAUUGUAUAAAGAUAAAGCUGGAAAGAUGGAUGUAGUAAACCCUCUCGCACAAAUGCCAACGUCAACAUGGGAUUAA
Molecule: messenger RNA, 513 nt
Organism: Paramuricea clavata
Lineage: Eukaryota; Metazoa; Cnidaria; Anthozoa; Malacalcyonacea; Plexauridae
Source: the annotation of a GenBank genome assembly